This is a messenger RNA of Alternaria postmessia, 717 nucleotides long. RefSeq lists its product as uncharacterized. The transcript has 2 exons. NCBI's taxonomy places the organism in Eukaryota, Fungi, Ascomycota, Dothideomycetes, Pleosporales, Pleosporaceae. The coding region runs from base 1 to 717 and encodes 238 amino acids. The record is from RefSeq and is a predicted model, not a curated record.
AUGGCGACCCAGACGCUACAUGGCAGUUGCGCCUGCGGCAGGAACCGCUAUGUUAUCGAGAUGCCGAAGCAGCAGAUUGGGCAGGCAGAGCUGCGAUACGACAACACUUCUGCGUCGCGACACCACUCGGCCAACCCUCUCACACUAUGGCUUCGCGUACCUCUGCCCUGGUACACCUCUGCGACAUUUGCGCAAUUCCUCGACGAAACCCCUAUGAGCAUCAAGCGCAGCUUCACCUCCCCGUAUACCCCGAAUAGCCGCCGUCAAUUCUGCGGAUACUGCGGUACUCAGCUCACAUCAUGGAACGAGCGAACGCGCGACGAGGCCGAUCACAUCUCCCUGACAGUCGGCAGCUUGCUGGACGAGGACCAGGAGAUGCUGGGUGAACUCGGCUUCCUGCCCAGUAGCAGCGAAAGCAGCGACGACGAAGUGUCCGUUGCUGGUCCCUCAAGGACGACUGACCGCUCGCGCUCCGUCGCCCGUUCAGAACCACAGUCUCGCGGUGCGCCUUGGUUCGAGGAGAUUGUGCGCAACACUCGUUUGGGCCGCUUCAAGCAGCAGCGCGGUGGACACACUGAGAGCGGCGUGCACGUCGAGUGGGAAGUCACCGAGUGGACUGAAGGCGACGACGGCGACGACGAGGGCAGCGCCACACCCAGCAAGCGGAAGAUCGGCGAUGUGGACGGUACUGACGAUACCGAGAUGCGCAGCGCAUAA